GCGGUGCGCUGCGAGUGACAAAAUGGCUGCGAGUACUGAAGAGGACCUGAAGAAAAAAUCACAGCCUCAGUUGGUGAAGUUGGACAGGGCAUUCAAAUUGGCCGAGCAGUGGGUUAAUAACAUGAGCAAAUCCUCCUCACAUGACGAGAAGUCCCCUUCAGUGGAACUGGAAGGGCGUCCGGCUGGGCUUGGCAUUGGUGCAACUGUUCCAAAAGAGUCCAAGGUUGCACUUACAAAUAAUCCCGUCGAAAGAAAAUUGUUUUCGAAGCUGCAAACGGAGAAUAGGAAAGCAAACAAGAGAGAUGAGAACUUGGCAUCCAAUGCAAAGGUUGAUGAAGACAGCGAGGAAGAUGAGUCCGAAAGCAGAACCAGAGCUUUCUCCAAGAGAAGACCUUUGAGUUUGAGCUCACCUCUAAAUGCAAAAAGAAAGAACCGACGAUAACCAUAAAUAUUACAUCACAUUACAUUAAAGCGGGAAGGCUAACUCUCACAAAAUCAUACCAUUCAUUCAGUUAGCCCUUGUGUGUGUUCAAGAACCCGCAAUCCGUGGGCAAUUUUAUUUUUUGUUUUUUAUUACAAUUUGGAAGGAUAUGAGCUAGAAAUUUAAAUUUAGGAUAUUAUUGAACACUUGUUCACAAACCAGAAACAUGAUGUCAAGCAUUCACUCACACACUGAACAUGUUCUAGGCAAACAUGAUUGAUCUU
Andrographis paniculata is the source of this 705-nucleotide messenger RNA. RefSeq lists its product as uncharacterized. Bases 23 to 442 code for a protein of 139 amino acids. The record is from RefSeq and is a predicted model, not a curated record. NCBI's taxonomy places the organism in Eukaryota, Viridiplantae, Streptophyta, Magnoliopsida, Lamiales, Acanthaceae. The transcript has 3 exons.